AUGGUCAGACACUGGAGCCGAGCCCCAGGGUUCGAAUACCCAUCGCUGGGCGACUACUACAUGUACCCAUCGCUGGGCGACUGCGAUGAUCUUCGCCACGACACUGCAAAGACACUUGCAGAGAACUCUGAAGCGUUCAGCAGCCUUCUCAACAGAAAACUGUACCGGCCUUCCAAGAGAGCAACCAUACAUAAGAGCGUGGAACAACACCUCCUGGCUAUCCUCAAUGACACUGUCCAAUCCAUCAAAUAUGGCAAAGGAGGCAAAUCCGGCACAGUUAACGAGGCCCCAUCAGCUGACGAGGAAAAUGCCUGGAAACACCAUCAAGAGACAGGCCCUUAUCCCGAAUCUCUCUUGGAACACAUUGAAAUGCUAUCGGAAAUGCUGGACAUCCUGGAUUGGGUACUAGACUCCUGCCAGUAUUUUACCAGAAAGUCAUCUUUUACUCUGGGAUUGACGGAGAUCGCGCUGAGAAUAGCUCAUUCAGGCCCGCCGGGGUAUUCCCUGCCAGGCUUGUCCCUUCUCCCAGAGAAUGGAGUGGUGGUGCCUUACAUGAUGCAGCCGCCCUGGCUCAGAACUAGCCAGACCGAGACGAUCAAGCAAGGCGAGACUGCGUGCUGUCCAGGUCAUUGCAACGAGAGUUCUUGCAUCGAGUACUGCUUUAGUACCAUUCUCAAGUACGCCGAGCAAAUUCACCACCCUUACACAAGCCUGACAGAGGAGCAUACUGCCGAAGCUAUGGCUGCCGCUGGCAUGCUGGACACUGCCCGAGCACCGAUUUACGAACUGGCUUCACUGAUGCUCAGGAGACUUCUUGGCCCCCUCUCCGAGUUCACCCAUCCCGUCACUCUUCUAGGCCGGUUUUGCAAAUGCCCCGCAACAGUCGAACUACAAGAGGCACGAAUGCAUGAGUUCCCGGGCUGGGACAAAGAAAUGAAUGCAUGGGGAAUUGUAUAUGCCGAUAAGCACACUCACCGGCUAGAUUUUUUAGGUUCCGCCGACUGUGAUUGA
Molecule: messenger RNA, 1011 nt
Organism: Thyridium curvatum
Lineage: Eukaryota; Fungi; Ascomycota; Sordariomycetes; Thyridiales; Thyridiaceae
Exons: 2
Coding region: 1-1011 (336 amino acids)
Source: RefSeq, a predicted model, not a curated record